UGAUUUUCUCAUUUUUAUUCACAAAAAUGACUCUGCAAAUCACACAAUUCCCAUUAUUAUUCCUUGCUUUUCUCUCUUUAUUCUCACGUUACAAUGCUUUCAAGGAUGACCUAAAUCAUUAUUUUGAAGAAGAUAUUGGUUUUGGCUAUGAUCCACGAGCUUACUCUUCGUAUUACAGCCAGCUUGACGACUCGGUGAUGCUGUCGAGCUUCCAACGAUACCGAAUGAGUUUGGCCGGAAGUACUGUCGUUAACGUUGAUGAUUUCGGAGCAACCGGUGAUAAAGCUGGCGAUACCGAGGCUUUCGAGAAAGCUUGGAUGAAAGCUUGCUCGUCGAGAGGUGCAGUUGUUCUUCGAGUGCCUGCGGGAAAGAACUAUUUUCUUAAGCCUGUUAGGUUUUUGGGUCCAUGCAAGUCUAAUCUUACUGUAGAGUUUUCCGGGAACAUAGCGGCAUCAGAUGAUCGAUCGGAUUGUAAGGAAGAUAACAGACACUGGCUUACGUUUGACAGUGUUGAUAAUUUGUUGGUCGAAGGUGGCGGCGGGAAGAUUAACGGCAAUGGGAAGAUCUGGUGGCAGAAUUCAUGCAAAAUUAAUAAAAAUCUCCCAUGCAAGGAUGCUCCCACAGCUCUCACCUUCUACAAUAGCAAAAAAUUGAUAGUUCGGAACUUGAACAUUCAAGAUGCUCAACAAAUUCACGUUUCUUUCGAAGCAUGCACCAAUGUUCGAGCUUCCGGUUUCAAGAUAAUGGCACCGGAAAAAAGUCCGAACACCGACGGGAUUCACAUCACGAAUACGCAAAAUAUCCAAGUCACAAGCUCCAUAAUAGGAACCGGCGAUGAUUGUAUUUCCAUCGUAAGCGGAUCCCAAAAUGUGCAAGCUAGUGACAUAACCUGCGGUCCGGGCCAUGGAAUUAGUAUUGGAAGCUUAGGAUCCAAGAAUUCAAAGGCCUUUGUGUCUGGUGUGACUAUUGAUGGAGCUAAACUUUCAGGGACAACAAAUGGAGUUAGGAUCAAGACAUGGCAGGGAGGCUCAGGAACUGCAAGUAACAUUAAAUUCCAAAACAUUGAAAUGAACAACGUGAAGAACCCAAUCAUCAUAGACCAAAACUACUGUGAUCAAAGCAAACCAUGCAAAGAACAGAGCUCAGCUGUUCAGAUUAAGAAUGUGGUGUACAACAACAUCAAAGGGACAAGCUCUUCUGAAGUUGCGAUAAAUUUCGAUUGCAGCAAAAGCCAUCCUUGCCAAGCGAUUGUGUUGCAAAAUGUGAACCUGCAGGACCAAGAACAUGGACCAGCCAAAGCUAUCUGCAGCAAUGUCAAAUUGAGUCAAGGGGACACUGUUCCAAAAUGCCCUUAAAGCUUUUAUAUACAUAUACGUACACAGAUACAGAUACAGAUACAAAUACAUAUACAAAAGAGUGUGUCUCAUUACAAUGACUAGGCUGACUCUGUAAAUAUAUCAAAUGUUAAAGAAUAAUAUGAAAAAAUCAAUUUAUUGUUUAUUUGGAAAAUAUUCAAUAACAUUGCUGUA
This is a messenger RNA of Hibiscus syriacus, 1529 nucleotides long. Its product is annotated as polygalacturonase-like. Gene Ontology annotation, molecular function: polygalacturonase activity. Lineage: Eukaryota; Viridiplantae; Streptophyta; Magnoliopsida; Malvales; Malvaceae. Gene Ontology annotation, biological process: anther dehiscence; fruit dehiscence; pectin catabolic process. The coding region runs from base 27 to 1355 and encodes 442 amino acids. The record is from RefSeq and is a predicted model, not a curated record. The transcript has 8 exons.